UGCGACCGUCACGGAGGCAGACGUCGUGCAACUCGAGCAGGUUGUCGUUUCUGAGGACUCCAUGAGCGACAAGGACUAUGUUCCUUCUGAUGCUGGCAUGGGUGACACGGAGACUCAGCCUAAUCUCGUUGAGGCGCCGACCACAUCUGUGGCGGCGAUGUCAGCGCCGGAGGAGAGUGGACAAGGGUUGACUCGUCCGAAGUCUACGACACGCAUUGGUUCGGAGGACGGAGAGGUUGAGAGGGGGUCCCACGGGGAAACAGGCGUUGGCGAGGACAUGCGGCGGGAUCUGGCACGGACAUUGACCACGGAUGGUGCCGUGCCGGGUGGCAGAGACCACGAACACAGAGGGUCAUCGACCGCACAGCCUGGGGAUGGCGGGCCCACGCAGGCACGUGUUGGAGGCGAGCACGCAGUAGACGCCCGUCCGCAUCGUAUGGCAAUGCGUUCAUCACCCCCGCACCCCCAUGGCGUCGACCUUGCCGCCCAGGGUUUGGGCGCGAGCACCGCAUUGCCGACGGUGUCGUUCUAUGACGGCGUGACUAGGGAUCGGAGGGCAGGCGACGAGGCACAUGCAUCAGCAUGUGGACCGACAGAUGUGCCUGCAGGGAUGCGAUUCAUAGGCCGCGUCGAUGGUGCAUGUCACGACUCCAUGAGAGCAUACGAAGAGCGACACGGGAGGCCUAUGAGGGGCAAGACAUCGGAUGUCCACGACACGAGGACGGCAACUGCGAGGUUAUCUCGGGCGAGGAAGAAGUGGACAAUUACUUCGAUUCCAUAUCACCGUCGUCGUCAUCUGCCUGCUUUCCACGCUAGAGAUCUGAGCAGACAGAUUCCGGCAAAUGUCGGGCCAGUGGCGGACGGAGGGACAGGCGUCGGAGGAUCAGCAGCCAUUGAGCGGAGAUCCGAGCUUGGGCAUGACGCACUUCACGGCAGUGCAGCACGAGCAGACCUGAGACGUGACGGCGUCGACCAUGCAGGGCGAGUCAAGAAGAGACGAGGCGAUGUGGUCAUAUACCAUGACGACAGUUCCACAACCGUGGAGGCUGGCGAGACCACAGGUGCCGACGAUCCGGGUGACUCCGAUUACGUUCCUAGGAGGUCAGCGACAGAUGGAGAUGAUGGCAGAGGUCGACGUGUCAGGCAGAGGACAGGGCUGGCCAUGCACGGCCAGGGCACACCAUCGGCCCCUGUACUGGUUGUUGAUCGACGGGCGCAAGCUCAAUCUGUGUUGACCGAACUGUAUCAUUACCGGUCUGAUGUGUGACAGCUCGCAUCGUUGUGGCGGGGGGGCGGGGGGGGGGGGGGGGGGGCUACAGGGAGGGUUUGGGUUAUGAGGGGCCUGUAAAUAGUUCGGCGGAAGUGAGAUUUCAGAGAAACCAAGGGCGAACUCAAAGCACACAAAACACUCAUCGUCUGAAAACAGAAACAUCACAAAUGACAAGAUGUAAUGAUCGAAGCAAAACGCAAACCAAUAUAGCAUGGAUAAUAGCAAAAAUAUGACACAUCGUGUCGAAGCCCCGCCAGUUUGUGCAAAGAAGCACCAACCCAAAAAUGCCGACGAAAAGUACAAUAAAAUACACUGGAAAGC
This is a messenger RNA of Chara braunii, 1591 nucleotides long. The record is from the annotation of a GenBank genome assembly. Lineage: Eukaryota; Viridiplantae; Streptophyta; Charophyceae; Charales; Characeae.